UGCCGUGUUUGGAUUUUGCCUCGACUUUGUAUUUUUAAAUAAAAAUAGCAAUGACUGUGUGAAUUAACAUAAACUUGUAUAAAGUUAACUUUCCUGUAUUGGCGACGCAAUCCCGCCGCGCUUUAUUAUGUCGACUCCUUCCCAAUCCCAGACGACCCGGCCAUCCAGCGAUACAAAAAAAACAUCCCCAACAUCGUCUGUGGUAACAAGGAAUGGGGCAAGGAAAGCGAAAAUUCAAACUCGUGCAAUGUCCGCUGGAACGAAGCCGUCUGCCUCCCUGAUAGCUGCUAAAAAGAAAGCCCAGCAAAUGAAGAAAUCAAAAGACGAUACAGUUCUGCGUGACCACUAUCAAACAGCAAUGGAGUCAAAAAUGAAGGUGAAAGGUCCCACAGGAUUUGUCACCGAGCCUCGCAUGGCAGAGCAUUGUUGCAUUUGGGAUGAAAAGUAUCCUGAUUGCCCGGAGAGGAUAACUGGAACACUUAAAAGGUGUGAGGAAUUGAAACUAAUAGAACAAUGCAAAUCGUUCCCACCGAGAGCGGCAACUAAAGAGGAGCUGAACAAGUUGCAUUCCCCAUCCGUGUAUGAGAUGAUGGAGACAACACAUUGCAAUGAUAAUAUUGAAUACUUAGAAGAACUAUCGUCGAAAUAUGAUGGUAUCUUCAUACACCCUAAAACCCAAGAAAUGGCUCUCCUGGCAGCUGGCUCUGCAAUAGACAUGGUGGACCGUAUAGUGUCCGGGGAGGUUCAGAACGGCGCCGCAAUCGUCCGCCCGCCCGGUCACCAUGCGAUGUACGACGAGCCUUGUGGGUACUGCUUCUACAACAAUGUGGCGCUCGCGGCCUACCACGCGUUAAAUGUGCGAAAGUUGCAAAGGAUAUUGAUAAUCGACUGGGAUGUCCACCACGGACAAGCGACGCAGCAGAUGUUUUACGACGAUCCGCGGGUGAUCUAUUUCUCGAUCCACCGCUACGAGCACGGCGCGUUCUGGCCGAACCUGAAGCAGUCGAACUUCCACUACAUUGGCUGCGGGCGUGGCGAGGGGUACACGUUCAACGUGCCCCUUAACAAGAUUGGCAUGACGGACGCGGACUACAUCGCGAUAUGGCACCAACUCUUGAUGCCUAUGGCUAUUGAGUUCUCGCCACAACUCGUCCUCUUCUCCGCUGGGUACGAUUCCGCUCUUGGCGACGAGAAGGGCGAGAUGGAAAUAACGCCUGCGUGCUACCCGCACUUGCUCAACAUGGUGAUGAGUGUGUGCCCCAGUGUGUGUGUGGUCCUGGAGGGCGGCUACUGUCUGCGCUCGCUGGCUGAGGGGGCUGCGCUGACUUUGCGCACUCUGCUGGGCCACCCACCACCCAGGUUGCAGGCCUUGGAGGAACCCUCAGACUCAAUCCGAGAGACCAUCCUCAAUUGUAUCUACGCACACAAAAACCACUGGCGCUGUUACCAAUUCCAGCCCAAGUACAGCGUGGACACGACAGUUGCCAAUGUGUGCGACGGAGAGAAAGAGAAGCAUACGGUCACAGUGCUGUGGGAGGGAGACGAACUUAGGUCGGAUGUUUUCGCUACGAGGGACUGCUAUCCUGUACAAAGUGACGAGACUAUACGCCUUUUCGAAGAAAAGUUGGACCAUUUGUCAUUAGUGACGGAUCUGAAGUUAGCACAACAUCCGGUAUGCUACAUCUUCGACGAAGCCAUGUUGAAGCACAAGAACAUAUGCGAGCCAGGCCACGUUGAAUGCCCCGAGCGGAUUCUGCGCAUUCACGAGAGACAUCGCGAUUUUGGUCUGCUUGAACGUCUGCACCAGCUGGCGGCGAGAACUGCGACCGACGAAGAAAUCCUUACUGUACACACCAAAAAACAUCUUGACAGGUUGAAGGAAAUAGCAAGUACGAAGCUGAGAGAUCUUAACAGCCAGAAAGAGGCCUUCACGUCUGUGUACUUCCAUCCAGACACUCUAGAAAGCGCUGCCGUUGCUGCGGGUUGCGUACUACAGAUGGUAGACGCAGUUUUGUCCAGCGUGGCAGGUUCCGGAGUAUGCGUGAUCCGUCCACCGGGGCAUCACGCGGAUGACGAGAUUCCAAGCGGCUUCUGUUUACUGAACAACGCUGCGAUUGCGGCCAAGUACGCGGUGCAGAGCCACGGACUGAAACGAGUGUUGAUCGUGGACUGGGAUGUGCACCACGGCAAUGGGACACAGAGGAUCACUUAUGGGGAUAAAGAGAUACUUUACAUAUCCAUUCACCGCUACGACAACGGCACGUUCUUCCCGAACUCGAGUGACGCCGAUUAUACUGCGGUGGGCGAGGGGCGCGGGGAGGGGUACAACGUCAAUGUGCCUUGGAACAAGCGCGGCAUGGGCGACGCGGAAUACAUGGCGGCGUUCACUCAGGUGGUUUUGCCGAUAGCCUACGAGUACAACCCGGAUCUGGUGCUAGUCUCAGCUGGAUUCGACGCCUGUGUGGGGGACCCCCUGGGCGGUUGCAAAGUAUCACCGGAAUGCUACGGUCGAAUGACCCAAAUGCUUAGAGGCCUGGCUGGGGGUCGCAUCAUACUCUGCUUAGAGGGAGGCUAUAACAUCACUAGCAUCUCAUACGCCAUGACCAUGUGCACUAAAGCUUUACUCGGGGACCCCAUGCUACACCAUUAUGAACCGAAACUCUCAGUCCACUGCUCUGCUGUUGAGAGUAUUAACAAUGUCAUAAAAACCCAUAAAAAAUACUGGAAAAAUCUUAAAUUCCACCUCGCUUUGCCCAUAGAGGAUGUUCUGGAAAAACCAGGACCCUCUCGCGGGUUGAUUGUCACUGAUCUGGAAACGUCGAAGCGUCUGGACGACUCCAAAAAGUCUGAAGCGGAUGCCGAUUUGGAAAGCAGCAUGGCAAGUUUGAGUUUGAAAGGAGACGACAAAUGCGCGGAUGGUGUACAUUGUGGUACUGAUGACGAAGAUAAGGUGGGCGGUUCGAAAAAACUGCAGGACGAAGGAUGUUCUUCAAAAGUAAAUGAAGGUGCAUCAAAAGCGAAUGAAUGUGAAAAUAAAGGCAAAGAACGAACUACAUUAGCGGACUAUUUAUCGGAGAACAUGCAAGCCAUCGAUGCUGGGGAUAUGUUUCCAGUGGUACCAUUACAGUGGUGUCCGCAUUUGGAGUCCAUCUACGCCAUACCUGAGGGGGUUAAAUUUGAACAGGGAUCUAAGUGUGUGGACUGUGAUCAUACCAAAGAGAAUUGGGUGUGCCUGCAUUGUUUUGUCACGGCUUGCGGUCGCCACGUGAACGCACACAUGCAAUCGCACUACCGCACAUCCGGCCACGCCCUGGCGCUAUCGCUCGUCGACCUCUCUGCCUGGUGCAGCGCCUGCGACAAGUACGUGGACAACGCACUACUCUACGACGCAAAGAACAACGCACACCGAUGCAAGUUCGGCGAGGACAUGCCUUGGUGCUACAAGGACGAAUGAGAAUUUUUUUUUCGCAAUUAUAAAAAAAUAUAACUUAUUAAGAUUUCAAAAAUCUGACCUGAGAUUAGGGGAAGGGCUUGGCUCAAGUAUCACGACAUGUAACUAGGCGGUUUUCGAAGAAUUCGCAGCCCAUCUCAUGUAAUUAAUGUAUGGCCCUAAGUAUAUAACCCGCGUCAUUCAAGAAUACAUUUAUAGAAAUACGCCGAUCUCGAUAUCGAUGCUAUCUCAUUCGCAUGCCCGUAUAUUGUGCAAAAGAGAUGUGCACGGCAACGACGUCUUUGUAUAAAUCUAUUCUUUAAUGGUGCGGGAUAAACUUAAUUUUUUAUUAUCUGUCUUAUAAUUUAAACAGUCUUUUUCAUACUGUUCCGUCUAAAUUAUUAUCUCAAUUAAGGAAAAAAACAGUCUUGUUAUUUUUUUUUUUACAUUUUAUACUAAAACAUUAUUCACAUUUUACGACAGAUAAGAAAAAAAAUUCCGACAGGUUUUCUUUACGAUAGAAUAAAACUACUGUCCCGUACGUUUUGAGAGCAUGUUAUAUUUGAUUUCAGAAUGAGAGUUGGACGUUCGCGUAUGUAAUAGUCGUUUAUAAAUCAAAAACACAUCGUCAAUACAAAAUGAUUCUUAUGUUUAUCAUUUUAAAGUUCGUUGUAUAUUUAUACCGCUGAAAUAAAAAAAAAAAAAAAACUUUAACACAAGUUGAACAAAAGCUAAGUACUACUCAAUGCGAUUUGACGUUCGUUAGCGUCCAAAAUCUUAAGCUUUAAAAAAAAAAAAAAAAAGACAUAGUAUGACGACGUAAGACAUUGCUUUUUUUUCAUUUCAACACCGCAUGCGAGAACGGUGAUAUUACACAAAUAAGUUAAAAAUUUCAAGAAAUAUGUGACGCAUUUACAAAAAGUUAUAUGAAAGAAAAAAGUGUUUUCAUUACAUUCCAGAGUUUUA
Pararge aegeria (speckled wood butterfly) is the source of this 4396-nucleotide messenger RNA. It is a transcript of the gene HDAC6, whose product is annotated as histone deacetylase 6. The record is from RefSeq and is a predicted model, not a curated record. Gene Ontology annotation, molecular function: zinc ion binding; histone deacetylase activity. Bases 128 to 3454 code for a protein of 1108 amino acids. Gene Ontology annotation, biological process: chromatin organization. NCBI's taxonomy places the organism in Eukaryota, Metazoa, Arthropoda, Insecta, Lepidoptera, Nymphalidae. Gene Ontology annotation, cellular component: histone deacetylase complex. The transcript has 19 exons.